This is a messenger RNA of Haliotis rubra (blacklip abalone), 2144 nucleotides long. RefSeq names its product protein jagged-1-like. The transcript has 11 exons. Gene Ontology annotation, molecular function: calcium ion binding. Gene Ontology annotation, cellular component: plasma membrane; protein-containing complex. Gene Ontology annotation, biological process: heterophilic cell-cell adhesion; cell communication; establishment or maintenance of epithelial cell apical/basal polarity. The record is from RefSeq and is a predicted model, not a curated record. Lineage: Eukaryota; Metazoa; Mollusca; Gastropoda; Lepetellida; Haliotidae. The coding region runs from base 57 to 2144 and encodes 695 amino acids.
UAUGCGAUCUGUAUCCAGUACCAUCGGUACACGUGUAAGGGAUACCACCAUUUAAGAUGAAGACAAGAGGAAUACACGUGGCUUUACUUCUCUGGUUGUUGAUUAUUGAGCAUGUGAAGACUGGCGGUAAACUGGACAUUCGAUUCAUCAGAUACUCAUCAGGUGGCAGGAAAAUCAACGGGGAGUGUUGUGACGAUGACAUCCUCCCUUGGUGCCCUGAUCAAUGUGAUCCAAAGUUUUAUCUGUACAUCUACGGCCCUGGGGGAGGAAACUCCUGGUCUCUUUAUCAGAGCACCACAGACUACAUACACAACCAUAAUAUAAUCAACUUUGGAAGCAGCAUUCAAGGACAAGCAAAUCCUCUCAUCAUACCAGUGCCCAAAGCAGUCCCGUUUUCAAUAGCUAUACGAGUGCAGGUGUAUGACUACGAUGGCACCUCUAGAGAUGACCACAUGGACACACUCACUAAGCUGAUCAACAUCCAUGCUGCUCCUACAGAACAGACAGCUGUGUACACCCCAUACAUAUUGAGGGAAAGGACAGAGUUAGAGAUAAAUGUCCGUGCAUACUGCGACACGGAUUGGUACGGGUCUGCGUGUGCGAAAUAUUGCAAGGCUACUACUAAUCACAGUCACUACAUGUGCCACCUACAAACAGGUGCAAAAAUGUGCUUUGAAGGUAUGGUUGGAAGGGGAGACAACUGCGAUCAGGACAUCGACGAAUGCAACGAAAUUGACAACACAUGUCAAAAUGGGGGAAGUUGUAGAAAUACACUCGGCAGUUUUGAGUGCAUUUGUAUCGAGGGAAUAAAAGGAAAGCGAUGUGAAAACAUCACCAACCAAUGUGCAGUGGCACCAUGUCUGAACGGAGGAACAUGUGGCGGAAACGAAACAGCCUUCAACUGCGCAUGCUCAGUAGAGUGGACUGGAGAGACCUGCGCAGAGAAGGUUAAUUUCUGUGACAGCGCCCCCUGUAAGAGAGGGAACUGUACUUCGGACCUCCUGACGGCAACUGGGUUCAAGUGUAACUGUGGUUUUGGAUGGGUAGGAGAAAGAUGCAGUCUCCAUGUUGAUAUUGUCAAUAUGGCGCUCCUGGGUGAGAUUGAUCAUACAAAUAGAGGUGACCUGGCUGAUGGCUUGAAGAGAGUCAUCACCGAACUCGGGGGAAUUCCAGGAAAGGUGGAUGUCAAGUUUACAACAAACACACAGAAAGAAAACAAUUUUACUACAACUUACGUACAAUUCUACUCUGCUGUGGAGAAUGGCUCCUUUAUAGAAAGUUCUUUAUUGGAUGAGAUCUUCAAAUCCAACCCUGACGUAGUCAUCAAUGGAUAUCUGCCUCUUCCGUUAGUCCACAUGGCAGCUGGGACACAAACCAAUAUGUGUCGGCCAUUCUACCUCCUGGAAAGGUCGGAAGAGGUCACAGAUGACAACGACCAAAUCGACCUGUUUGUGAUCAAUGUCCCCUGCGACAGCGACCUAAAUAGAGCCGGUUCCGUCAAAAAUUUUCGUAAGGAUGCAAGCUUAUGUCCAGAGGUUGACACUAGUCUUGACUUUGAUGAAGCACAAGUGGUAACACUCGAUACAGUCUGUAAUGAGAUAUCAAACACUCAAUCAACGGCUGAAGAUGUGACCCGUGACCCACUGAGUAUUCACGCAAGUGUUAGUGACGUAGCAACACCCGGUACUCGCCGCCAUGUUACAUCAGUCAUACACCCAGACACUGAAGAUUUGACACUUGGCCUAGUACGUCGGCAGGGUGCCAGCGUGUCUCUGGAUGACGACGGACGUCAUGGUGACGUAACAACACUCAACACUCGCCGUCAUGUUGCAUCACACAUCGAACCAGUCACUGGAGAUAUGACACUUGACCCGGAAGGUCCACCGAGUUUCAUUGUGUCUCCGGAUGACCACGCACCUCUUGGUGACUUCGGAACACCCGAUACUCCCCGUCAUGUCACGUCAUAUACGCCUCUUCGCUCGCUUCCAUGUACCUCUGGAGGUGGUCUGCCUCAGACUAGCAGCUAUGAACCGCUCAAUCGUUGUGAGGAAGAGGGUGCAGCGUGUGCUGUCGUCGAUGACAACAACGUUGAGGGCGCCUCAGAGGAAAACCCCUAUGUUGAUCUUGUUGUAAGGAAAAGAUAG